Acaromyces ingoldii is the source of this 1669-nucleotide messenger RNA. RefSeq lists its product as hypothetical. Gene Ontology annotation, cellular component: nucleus. The transcript has a single exon. Bases 72 to 1601 code for a protein of 509 amino acids. Gene Ontology annotation, biological process: mRNA splicing, via spliceosome. The record is from RefSeq and is a predicted model, not a curated record. NCBI's taxonomy places the organism in Eukaryota, Fungi, Basidiomycota, Exobasidiomycetes, Exobasidiales, Cryptobasidiaceae.
ACUCAGGCACCCAGCACGGAUGGGUCUCCAUCUCCACCUCGAGUGACGAGGGAGGGCAGGAAGAAGAGACGAUGGACCAGCAAGCAUUUCGGCAGCUGCUCUCCACGCCUCGUUCCAACGAUGGCGGUGGCAGCAGCCAUGCAGAAGACCGGGCGAGGAUGUUUGGGGCGGCGAAGAAGCGGCGCCCAGCUCCACCGUCAUCGUCAUCAUCCUCGGUGCCAUCGGCGACGACGGACAUGCGGCCGCGCAAGCUUGACCGGCCCCACGACGGGCAGCACAGGGACAAGGGCAAGCAAAAGAGCGCCGCCGCCGCAGCCUACGUGGAUCGGGCACAGGCGAGGAGGGAAGGCCAGGACGAGGUCAACGAGUUUCGCGAGGUCGAGGCACUGCGCGAGGACUUUGAGAGGCGCAUGGCAGAGGCCAAGACGGACGAAGAGAGGGAAAAGCUCAGAGAGCAGAUGGCGUUUCUCGGUGGAGACGCAAAGCACAGUGUCCUUGUCAAGGGCCUCGACUUUGCCUUGCUUGAGCAGCAGAGGGCAAAGGCAUCUGGCUUGCCAGAGGGCGAGAACGCCGACGACGAGCUUGAGGCAGCGUACGGCAGGCCGAAGAUGGACGGCGAGGGCGAGGGCGAGGGCGAGGGCGAGACCGAGAAACAGGAGAGCAAAGGAGCUGUUGAAGACAGCAGCACCAUCGGUCACAAAUUCAAGCCAAUUGGAGUAAAAAGCGUCCAAGAUAAGGACGAGGCGCCAGAGUACAUCUGGAGAGACGGAAAGCGGAUGCGGAAAAAGAAGAAGAAGGACAAAGAGGCCGCUGAAGUGGUCCCUCCUGUGACUCUAGAGCAAGCAAAGGAGACGAAGCAAGACUCCAGGAUGGAGAUCGCCCCUGCGCCAAAGAAGAAGACAAGGGUGGUCAAGAUAAAAGAAAGCAAAUCUACACUGCAAAAGACAGAAGAUGACGAGAGCGCCUCGAAGGAUGUGGUGAUGGAGAAAGACUCCAAGGAAGAGUUGGGAAAGGGAUCCACAUCGUCCGAGGAGGCAGCGUAUGCUCGGGCUGAAUCAGCGGCGCAUACGGCUGAACAAGAGAACGGCAAGGAGGAUGAGGUGCCGAAGGUAGGAGGUGUGGAGGGGGAAGACGACGACGACGAAGACAUCUUUGCCGAUGCAGGCCGGUGGCAAGGUCUCGACAACGACAGCGACGAGGAAGAUGAGGGACGAGCUUCUGGCACUGUCACGGCGGUACCAACUGCAGCCGCCGGCAAGCGAGAUUGGUUCGCCAAAGAUCUGCAAAAGGAGCAAGACCAGGAAGAAGAUGCACCCGUCCUGCCAGGAGGGCUCAACAACAUAGUCGCAAACGCAAAGGCUGCCACGGAGGCCAAGAAUGGGGAAGAAAAGGAAGUAAACGGGGAAGAAAGGAGAGAAGGAGGCGAGGGACGUCUGCAGGGAUUCAGCGACUCGAAGCUCGAUUCCCACACAGCCAGGCUCCUCCUGGACAGGGAGCAAGGGAGAGGUGACGACGGUGUAAAGAAAAAGAAGGGAAGCAAGAAGAGGAAGAAGAAGGGCGGAGAUGGGGACAGUGAAGACGACGACGACUACGAAGACUAGCUAGGCCUUCCUCUGCACUGUGUAUAUUGUGUAAAAUAAGUGAAAUAGACAACCAAAAGCAGCGCGGU